AUGACUAAUGACAUGGGUUAUCCAUUCAUCCAUCCCUCCUUCUUGGCCUACAUGCUGUCUCUCAUUUGCUUUUUUCCUAACCGCUUAUUAUUACUCUUCGUAUUUCGUAUUCUUUUCUGCUUUUUCCAUCGGUCGGGGGUUGCACAAGACAUGGCGGCUGUGCUUGACCACAAGACGGUUGAUCUCCAGCACAUCUGCAGACUGGCUUGCUUGGUGUGUGCCAACUUCCAAGAAUCUGACGCAUGGACGCCAUUCUGCAGGACCAUCUCGUCCCGCCCGGCCCCAGGAGUGAGGGAGAGAGAGAGGCAGCUAGCUUGCCAGCCCAGCUCUCUGGGAAAGAAUCAGCCCAUACAUACUGGGCCUUCCCUGGCGCCCCGCCGUACUACCACAACUACGGAAUCCUACGACUUGAUUGAUUGA
This is a messenger RNA of Aspergillus luchuensis, 420 nucleotides long. RefSeq lists its product as uncharacterized. The record is from RefSeq and is a predicted model, not a curated record. NCBI's taxonomy places the organism in Eukaryota, Fungi, Ascomycota, Eurotiomycetes, Eurotiales, Aspergillaceae. The coding region runs from base 1 to 420 and encodes 139 amino acids. The transcript has a single exon.